Molecule: messenger RNA, 1391 nt
Organism: Gavia stellata (red-throated loon)
Lineage: Eukaryota; Metazoa; Chordata; Aves; Gaviiformes; Gaviidae
Gene: SNAPC5
Product: small nuclear RNA activating complex polypeptide 5
Exons: 3
Coding region: 1-285 (94 amino acids)
Biological process (GO): transcription initiation at RNA polymerase III promoter; transcription by RNA polymerase II
Cellular component (GO): nucleus
Source: RefSeq, a predicted model, not a curated record
AUGCUGAGCCGCCUGCAGGAGCUGCGCAAGGAGGAGGAGACGCUGCUGCGGGUGAAGGCGGCGCUGCACGAUCAGCUCACCCGCCUCAAGGUGGAAGAGCUGGCGCUCCAGUCGAUGAUCAGGUCCAGAGAGGAGAACGCAGCAGCCUCUUCGCCGGCUGUUGCAGAGCAGACUGGCACGAGUCUUGGGCAGAUGGACAACGAGGCUGCUAUCAAUCAAACUGAAUUACACCUAAGUCUUCAAGAUCAUGAAGAGGAGGAGGAAGAGGAAGAAUCCGAUUCUUGAGAGGAAAAAAAUCAGAGAUGGUUUUUAAUACAGACUCAGGAAUUUCUUCUUCGUUCAUAUAAAAUUGACCAACUGAUUUUCAUUUUGUCCUGUAUAUGGGUAUGAACUACAAGAUAUGCUAGACUCUUGGCAUCUAGGGAAGUUAUACUUGAACACGAAUGUCACAAGCUCGGCACAUCUUGACUUAGAUGUUAAAAGAAUGAAAAUUUGCUGCACAAAUAUGUAGCAUAAUCUGUUCCACAUUUAAAGCCUAAUGUAGCUUACUACAUCUUUAUAUGUGGAUGGGAGAAGUCAUUAAUCAAGUCAGACUAAUUUAACAUGUACACUAAAAGCAAUAAUUUGUCUGUACUUACUGUCUGAUGCUGAAAAAUAAAACCAGGCCGUGGAGCCUGGUUGCUGAACCAAUGAUUGUAUUACAACCUCACUUGCUUAAACUGGGCAUUUUAAACUACGUAGUGAGAAAAGCCAUGUCCAGGACUGUCUCCCGGCUUUCAGCUCCUGUGUUCUCAGUUGCAUGGAAAACCGGACUUGCGCUCUGUGUAAAUCAGCUAAAGAUGUGAGUGUUCUUACACUGGGAGCAGCAGGUACUGCACCGUCAGCCUAAUUUUGAGCACGAUAACAAGGUGGCAUCUGUACCUACUGGUGCUUUUGUCAGUCCGACUGUAACAGCAAAGUAUUUUAUACUUCUUGCUCUUUUUGAGUAGCAGCCAAUUAGCCUUCUGUUUGUCCACAAAUUGUAUGGUAAGAAUUAGUCCGUGUUACUUGUAAUAAGGAACUAGUAUUUUUAAAUUACUGUUAUUUUCUUUUUCCCCUCACAGUAACUUCAUAAAUCAAUGCAAGUCCACCUUCUGCUUUCAGGUGAACUUCAAUGAGUAUGAGGAAUUUCACAACUUAGUUAUAAAACGGAAAGUGAUGUGAAGUCCCCUCCACAAUUUCUUUAAUGGUAUGGUUACCGACAGAGAGUAUGUUCUUUCUCCUCGUGGAGUGCAGACACCGUGUGGUGCAGCUGGUUAUUUUAUCAAUUCUUAGACUUGUUUUAAAGCACAGAAAUCCAAACUCUGUUAAGCUGAUUAAAAACAGACAAUAAAAGUAACAUUCUAAGUCAA